AUGUCUUUCACCGCUCUGCUCUUGACCGAGCUUCUGCUGGUCACCAUAGUAACAGCCUCACACUUCUAUGGAGGCUCAAUGACUUUCAACUCAAGAAGGAACUCUAAUGGAUCGUACAAGGUGGAACUUCGCUUCAAGUCGACCUACCAUUCAUGUGACGUAUAUGAUUACUGGCCAUGCAUUUCUGGAGAUUGUGGAAAUGAUGUCAGUACUGUGAUUGGUCAGGUAGAUUCGAGUCCCAAUGGCAAUAACUGGUGUCAGUCUGAAGGUGUCAUAACAAAGAUGGUUUCCACCAACAGCCCUUUCGAGCUUCUAGUUCCUCAGAACUGUCCCAGGAGGUACAAUCUCUUAGCAUUUGAUCCUGAUGGUGACCAGGUCAGAUGCAGAUUUGGACUUGGACAAAACAAUGAGUGUGGAAUCUGCAACCAACCUGAUGGUUUUACAUUGGAUCAGGACAACCAUAACAACUACAACUACCACAACAACACGCACGACAACCAGAACAACCACGACAACACCGACAACUACAACGACGACACCGACAACAACCACGACAACAACCACGACGACACCAACAACUACCACGACGACACCGACAACAACACCGACAACAACACCGACAACUACCACGACGACACCAACAACUACCACGACGACACCGACAACAACACCAACAACUACCACGACAACACCGACAACUACCACGACGACACCGACAACAACCACGACGACACCAACAACUACCACGACGACACCGACAACAACACCAACAACUACCACGACGACACCGACAACAACCACGACGACACCAACAACUACCACGACGACACCGACAACAACACCAACAACUACCACGACGACACCAACAACAACCACGACAACACCGACAACUACCACGACGACACCGACAACAACACCGACAACUACCACGACGACACCGACAACCACAACAACACCUACGGCAACCACGACAACACCAGAAACAACCACGACAACACCAGAAACAACCACGACAACACCGGAAACAACCACAACGACACUGGAAACAACCACGACAACACUGGAAACAACCACAACGACACUGGAAACAACCACGACGACACCGGAAACAACCACGACAACAACAGAAACAACCACGACCACACCGGAAACAACCACGACUACACUGGAAACAACCACGACCACACCGGAAACAACCACGACAACACUGGAAACAACCACGACCACACCGGAAACAACCACAACGACACCAGAAACAACCACGACGACACCGGAAACAACCACGACGACACCGGAAACAACCACAACGACACCGGAAACAACCACUACCACACCGGAAACAACCACAACCACACCGGAAACAACCACGACCACACUGGAAACAACCACAAUGACACUGGAAACAACCACGACAACACUGGAAACAACCACAACGACACCGGAAACAACCACGACGACAACAACACUGGAAACAACCACGAUGACAACGACACCGGAAACAACCACGACAACACCGGAAACAACCACGACAACACCAGAAACAACCACAAUGACACCAGAAACAACCACGACCACACCGGAAACAACCACGACCACACCGGAAACAACCACGACGACACCAGAAACAACCACGACAACACCGGAAACAACCACAACGACACCGGAAACAACCACGACAACACCGGAAACAACCACAACGACACCAGAAACAACCACGACCACACCGGAAACAACCACGACCACACCAGAAACAACCACGACAACACCGGAAACAACCACAACGACACCGGAAACAACCACAACGACACCGGAAACAACCACGACCACACCAGAAACAACCACGACAACACCGGAAACAACCACAACGACACCGGAAACAACCACGACGACACCGGAGACAACCACGACGACACCGGAGACAACCACUACUACAACCACAUUAGCCACUACUACAAAAACAACAAAUACAUCUGCAAUAACAACCCCUGCACCAAAAACAACCACUUUACCACUGAGCAAAAUACCUCUUCAGUUUUCUCUACAAGUUGAUGGUCCAGCACCUUCUUGCAUUGAGGGUGAAUAUCUACCACGGUUCCUCCACCCAACGCCUCAUCAUGGAGAACACCUGCAGGCUCAUGUAAAUCAUGAGCUUGAGAUCAGAGUGAAAGCUUUUGCAUAUUUUUCAAGAAUCACUGAUGUCAUCAUUAGUGGACCUCUGAACAGCACAAAGUACAAAACUACAACUGGGGAAUAUGUGAUUAACUGGACACCAACUACAGAGAACUAUGGCCAACACUUUCCAUUUUGCUUCAUUGCAGAAGGACAAAAUGGGUCUGAUAUUUACCACUCUGAGAUGAGGUGCGUCGUUGCAAAGGUGAAUGCUGAAGGACCCGUGGCGCAUGUAACCUGCACACAGAACUCAAUGUCAGUGACAAUUGAGAGAUCCUCCAUCGAAACACUCCAUGGCAACCACUUGAGACUGAUAGAUCCGUCUUGUCAGGUUUACUCCAACAGUACUUACAUUUUUGCCAAC
Ctenopharyngodon idella (grass carp) is the source of this 2533-nucleotide messenger RNA. Its product is annotated as GATA zinc finger domain-containing protein 14-like. Bases 1 to 2049 code for a protein of 682 amino acids. NCBI's taxonomy places the organism in Eukaryota, Metazoa, Chordata, Actinopteri, Cypriniformes, Xenocyprididae. The record is from RefSeq and is a predicted model, not a curated record. The transcript is spliced from 8 exons.